AUGGCGGCUGCUACGUCUAUAACGCGAUUUUCACGUCAUAUUGCUUCCAUCAAGCAACGUUUAACUCCGGCUGCAAUAUCAGUUUUGCAAAGUCGGUCACUAAACUUGCAAGAAUAUCAGAGUAAAGGUUUAAUGAGAGAUCACAUGGUUAAUGUACAACCAUUUGAGAUUGCUUCUACUCCGGAUGAAGCAAUUGCAUUAGCUAAAAAAAUGAACGUUGAUGAGUUUGUUAUCAAGGCACAGAUUUUAGCAGGUGGACGUGGUAAAGGCCAUUUCACUAGCGGCUUAAAAAAAGGCGUCCAUUUAACCAAGGAUGUUGAAGAAAUUGGCAAUCUUGCUUCCCAAAUGUUAGGAUACCGUUUAAUAACUAAGCAAACACCUGGUGAAGGUGUUCCUGUUAAGAAGUUGAUGAUUGCUGAAGCUUUGGAUAUCUCAAAAGAGACAUACUUUGCGAUCGUCAUGGAUAGACAUUAUAAUGGACCCGUUAUCGUUGCUAGUCCAGCUGGAGGUGUUGAUAUCGAGGAAGUUGCCGCUAACUCUCCAGAGUUAAUAUACAAGGUUCCUAUUGAUAUAGUGGAUGGUAUCAAUGAUCAGCAAGCUUUGGAAUUAGCAAAGAAUCUUAAAUUUAGUGAUAGCAAAGUGAAUGAGGCAGCGGAACAAAUUAAACGAUUAUAUAAUUUGUUUUUGUCCGUUGAUGCUUCACAAGUUGAAAUAAAUCCAUUUGGAGAGACUACUGACGGAAGGGUGGUAUGCUUCGAUGCCAAAAUAAACUUUGAUGACAGCGCCAAAUAUCGCCAAAAGGAUGUAUUUGCAAUGGAAGAUCUUUCCGAGAGUGAUGCACGAGAAAUUGCAGCAGCAAAAUCGAAUCUUAACUAUAUCGGUUUAGAUGGAAAUAUCGCAUGCUUAGUUAAUGGAGCUGGACUUGCUAUGGCAACUAUGGAUAUUGUUAAAUUGCAUGGUGGAGAACCUGCCAACUUUUUAGACGUUGGUGGUGGAGUCACCGAACAACAAGUUUAUGACGCUUUCAAUCUUGUUAGCUCUGACAAAGCUGUUAAAUCAAUCUUAGUGAAUAUUUUCGGUGGUAUUGUCAACUGUGCAACAAUUGCUAAUGGAAUUACUAAAGCAGCGCGUGGAAUGAACCUCAACUUACCCGUUAUUGCUCGUUUGGAAGGCACUAAUGUUGAUGAAGCAAGAAAAAUAUUGCUUGAAAGUGGUCUUAAUAUUACACCCGCUGAUGACUUUGAAGAUGCAGCAAAGAAAGCCGUAGCUAGCAUUCAAUAA
Molecule: messenger RNA, 1281 nt
Organism: Trichoplax adhaerens
Lineage: Eukaryota; Metazoa; Placozoa; Uniplacotomia; Trichoplacea; Trichoplacidae
Exons: 10
Coding region: 1-1281 (426 amino acids)
Biological process (GO): succinyl-CoA metabolic process; tricarboxylic acid cycle
Cellular component (GO): succinate-CoA ligase complex; mitochondrion
Molecular function (GO): succinate-CoA ligase (GDP-forming) activity; ATP binding
Source: RefSeq, a predicted model, not a curated record